UUGGGACUUCAUAACCGCAUUCCAUCUGUAUCCCCUUUUCAAUCAUUAAAUUCUCGACUUCCUCUCAUUUCUACUCAUGGUUUCAAGACGAAGGCUUCAGUGAAAAAGCGUUGUUCCAGCUGUUAUAUGGUACGUAGAAAAGGUCGGUUGUAUAUUCUUUGCAAAAAGCAUCCCAGGCAUAAGAGUAGACAAGGAUAA
This is a messenger RNA of Schizosaccharomyces octosporus yFS286, 198 nucleotides long. RefSeq names its product ribosomal protein subunit L36. The record is from RefSeq and is a predicted model, not a curated record. Gene Ontology annotation, cellular component: ribosome; mitochondrial large ribosomal subunit. The transcript has a single exon. NCBI's taxonomy places the organism in Eukaryota, Fungi, Ascomycota, Schizosaccharomycetes, Schizosaccharomycetales, Schizosaccharomycetaceae. Gene Ontology annotation, biological process: ribosome biogenesis; translation. Gene Ontology annotation, molecular function: structural constituent of ribosome.